This is a messenger RNA of Umbelopsis ramanniana AG, 297 nucleotides long. RefSeq lists its product as uncharacterized. The record is from RefSeq and is a predicted model, not a curated record. Gene Ontology annotation, cellular component: mitochondrion. The coding region runs from base 40 to 222 and encodes 60 amino acids. Lineage: Eukaryota; Fungi; Mucoromycota; Umbelopsidomycetes; Umbelopsidales; Umbelopsidaceae. The transcript has a single exon. Gene Ontology annotation, biological process: mitochondrial respiratory chain complex I assembly.
GUUUUGCUUUUGCUUUUCUGGUAUUAUUCUAAGGAAACUAUGAAGAAGGAGUCUCGCUCAGUUGCAGUCUUUGCAAAAGGAGUUGCGGCAUGUUCUCAUCAAGCUAAAACAUACGGUCAAUGCAUUACUGCUCGUUACACCGAUGUUCAUCGUGAUGUUUGUGCCAAAGAGUUUCAAGCUUUCAAAAACUGUGUACAGCAGUCUCUGAAAAAGGCGUGGUAACGGCUGUUGAACGUUUUGGGAACAUUUCCUCUACAAGAAAAUAGCGUUGCCAUGUCACGCGAUCCGUAACUGGUA